ACUGUCAAAAAAACUCAGAUCCUCCUGCCCUGCCAGGGUGGUUUUAUUCAAUUUUCUGUUUACAAUUAAUAUAGUUUAAAUAUAUCAUCAAACCAUGCAGAUUUAAAUAACAUAAUUGAAGUUUUAUAAAUCUUGUUGUAAUAAGGUAAAACAACGACGGUAGUAAAGUUUUUAAGUACUUUGCGAAGUUUAACUUUAGGGCUAAAGUAACUUUAACCUAACGUAAAAAAUAAUAUCAAAAUGAAUUUCCAAGAAAACAUACUGUCGUUUUUAGAUUUACUGGAUUUAGACGAAGAGGUAAUAGAUUCCCGUCUUAAAUCUAUUAUGGCACGCAAAGAAUUCUCCAACAAGCAUUUGGUAAGUGCUAUACAAUUUCUACAAUAUAAACAACUUGUCAACAUGCAAGAGAACAGCGAAUGCGAAAAUGAUGAGGAAUAUGAGUUUGCCGCAAAACUUGUUAAAGAAAUAGAUUCAAGCAAUAUUGAUAAUAUUUGUAAAAUAAUUUCUAUCGCUCUUAGUUUAAAUACAAGCACAUUGGUAAGAAAAUCGGAACAUUUUAUUCAACAGAUUUUUAGUGAAUUAACCUUACAAGAUGAGACAGUUGAAGUAUCAGAUGAUACGAGAGCUAUUUUGAUUUUGAAAGUAGCAGACAGUAUACUACAUACAGUUUUAAAGCGUAAUAAGCAAUUGUAUUUGCCAUUUUUAGAGCUAUCUGUAGAAAGUAUAUUGAAAAGUUUGAAUGAAAAAUUGAAAAUUCAUUUUUUAAAUAGUACUGUGCCAGCAGUGUUUGCUUCUGUGACUGGUUUUAACAUACUUGACCUGAUUUGGAAUUACAUUGAGCAGCUAAAGGGAGAGGACAGAUCUAUUGCUUUGAAAGUAUUGAGCUCCCUUUCUGAUUAUUUCUUACCCACAUCAGAUAGCGAUGGGAUUGUAUUAUUUGAAUCUAAUAUUGUGAAUCAAUCUCAAUUUUGGCAUACCAUUUUGUAUGGUCUGUUAUCAACAGAUUUAUUAUUAAGAAAAUUAUCUGUGUAUCUUGCUAAAAGAGCAUUAGAUUAUGUGAACACUCUGAAAACUAAUGUUAUUGUGGAAUCGGAAGGCAAUAUAUUAUUUCAAUGGCUACAUAAUAAAAGUGAUUCCCUCAAAUUAAUGUGGGAUAAUUAUUUUAUUCUCAUUGACAGUUUAGAAGAAAAACAAAGUAAUAUUGUAUUGCCAUCUUUAAAAAUAUUUUCAUCUUUGAAAGACAUGGGACAUUGGCUAAACUGUGCCUUGAAUAUAGGAUUGAAACAUGAUAAUACUCAAGUAAGAUUAAAAUGUAUACAAUAUCGACUUGAAACAAAACUAAAUAGUCAACCAGAAGCUGUAACAUUACUUGAGGCUCUUAAUGAUAUAAAUAACUAUGCUAACAGCUAUGAAAUAGAAGUGUUGAAAACAAAAUUUCGGUCAUAUAUAAAGGAUGAGACUGUGUUUAUGUAUAUAUUUACAUCAAUCCCUACAAUACAAUGGUCACCGGUUCCUUUUUACUACAUAAGCAGCAUUCUAGCUAAUAAAGACCUGGAAAACAGUAUCAAGCUUACAGGACAUCAGACUUCAACUACAAUUAUAAACAUAUUGAAAAUUCCUUGUAACAAUGUGUCUCUAAGAAAAGCUGCACAUAUAAAUAUUGCUUAUUUUACUGCACAUUGUUGCACAGGGCUACAUUGGAGAGAUUAUGCUAACAUUCAUUUACUUUUACCCUUACUCUACCAGACCAGUAGUUAUUUGGAUGACCCUUUUGUAAGUUUGAUUAAAGAUAUGGUAAGAAAAGAAGAUAAGGAGUCAUUUUGUGAAUUUUUACUAGAGACACAUUUGAAUAUAAACUUCGGUCUACUCUACUUUCUGCAUCACAAGGAAGAUUUGUCAAUAUAUAUUGAGAUAUUAUUAGAAAAAUUUAAGAAGAUUGAUGAUAUUUCAAGUAGGCAAUAUUCAGAUAAAAGAGAUUGCCUUCAUGAUGUAAUUUAUUUGACUCAAUUAAUUAGAAAAUUAAAUACCAUAGAACACGCUGCUUUAGAUACAUUAAAUGUAGUAAUUUUGGCAAAAUUUAAAACUGUUUUGUUCUAUAUAUUGAACCUACUUCUUAGUAAUACUAUAUUAAGUCUCGAGGAUAUUAUUUUAGUCAAUGAUGGACUUUACACAAUAUCAAAUGCAAAAAAUAUUGAACACCUUAAAGAAGAUUUACUACAGCUGUAUAAGGCAUCACUGCUGUUUAUCAAAGAUAAAAAUGUAGCUUUGGAGAAUGUUGUAUUGUGUUUGCAUAUAAUGCAUAGUUUGACAAAUAGUGCAAUACUACUGUCUAAUUACAAGCAUGAGAUGUUGGCUUUAGAAGAUCUGCUAGUAAUUAUUGAAAAUUUUAAAAGUAAGCAGAGUAUGGGUAAAUUGAGGAAUGCGUUUUAUGAAAAAUCUUGUGAAAUAGUUUUCACAAUGCUUGACCAAAAAGAAAUUGAUAUAGAAAAGCAUGCCGACCAUUUAGUAAAAUAUAUUGAAGUUGUUUUAGACUGUGGUGGAUAUGGUUGCCUUAGAUUGUGCUUGAAAAUAUUGGUUAUGACUUUACCUUAUGUGAUUGCAAAAAGCAAUAUAAAUAUCAAUUUGGGGCAACUUGUUUUUAGAAUGUGGAAAGAAAUAGAGGAAUUGAAAUCUAACAACCAAUAUACACCAUGUAUUGAAGAAUUUGUCAACUUGAUAACACAUGAACAGCUGUUGAAAAUACCUGACUAUAACAAUACAGUAAUACUGUACUGUAAAAAAAUUAUAGACUUUAGUGCAGUCAAAGUAACACCACUAUACUAUUUAAUCAGUAAGCUUAAUAAUAUAGUUUUCACAAAAGACUAUGGUCAUGUUAUCUACAUUCUUUCUGAAGUGUUAAUGUACUCGCCUGUACCACGAAAAGAUCAAAGGAUUACUGAAAACCUUAUGGUGGAAGUAUUGCAAGAGCCUAGAUAUGGUUUUGAUAGAGCAAAAUUUGACUCACAUUUCAACUUUGAGAUCCAAUAUCUGUCUGUGCUCGCUCUAUCGAAGAUCAAAGACCUGGAAAUACUUAGCACCAUUGAAAAAUUCAUUAGAAACAAAAUAGAUGAUGUAUUUAAAAACAAAACGCGGUAUCAUGGCCACUCUCAAGCGCACAGAUUACUUUUAGCAGGGAUACAACAUCUGCUACUUAUAUCACUAAUGAAAGUUGAUCACCUUAAUACAUCUAUGGAGACUCUGAAUUGGUGUAUAGAGUUUUUAGGGAAAUUACCUCAUCAAAUCAGCGUGAGAAUAUGUCUGGAAUGGUAUAUAGCCUUGCAUUUGGAUAUAAUGGAAAUAGGUCUAGAUGAUGAAUUACUAAGGAAUCUAUAUGAUGUUCCAUUAACAUCAAAGCUCUUAGUGCUGUAUUGGACAGUAAAACCCUUAAUUACGAGAAAGAAAGACAGUAACUCAAGAGGUUUCGAAUUUGUAAUGGAUUUCUUACUGAGUCACACCAUGGGUCAGAUGUUCAAUACGAGACUCCAUGCACAAUAUUUAGCUGCUAAGCUAUAUUCUAUAUCUUAUAUUUUUGCCCCAAAAUAUCCAUUUAUUAUGACAGUGAUAAAAAGGACUCUCGGUGAGAGUGAAAAUGAGAAGAAUUAUAUGAAAAUGAAGAAUGACUAUUUUGCUAAUGACUUUGAUAUUAUUCAGGACUUGACGCCGAGUUUUGUUUAUUAUUUCUUACCUAGAUAUUGUGAUGCUGACAACAAUGAGACAGUCGAUAUAAAUUUCGUAAGAAACACUUUGAAAGAAAUAAAUUCAAAUAUUACUGUGAAACUACCAAGCACUAGUUUUCAUAAAGAAUGGAUUAGUUCUUAUAAAAAAGACGAUGAAGUUUUUUCUCUAAAAUUAAACAAGAAUGAAGGUUAUAAGAUCCUUGAAGAAGAAGAUGUUUCGGGUACCAUCCAAAAGAAGUAUGUUCCAUGGAGAAAUAUGACUGAUGUUUAUGCGUAUGAAAUGGAGAAAAAGAACUUGUAAGACUAAUGUGCUUUAUAAUAAUGUCUUCGAGUGAUGAAAGCGCAGAGAAUAUCGAAGCUGAGGACAGAAACGUUAUGGCUAGAUUAUCUUCAAGUACAAAAAAGCUCUAUUUUUGGACAUAUGAGGAAUUCAUAAAAUGGAAAAAUUCUAGGAGCAGUGUGGCACCUUUUUCCGAGGAUCUGUUCUUGGAAUAUUUUAGUGAAAUGUCACAGUCCAAGAAGCCCAAAACUCUGUGGUAUAUGUAUUCGAUGCUGAAGGCAAUGGUGCGUGUAAAGCAUGACAUUCAUAUCAAUACAUUCAAGAGCUUAUUGACCUUCCUAAAAAAUCAGUCUAAAAGGCACUCGAAGAAGUCCAAAACUUUUACAUCGCCAAAUAUUGAUACUUUUUUAAAGGAGGCACCGGAUGACAGUUAUCUUGCAUUAAAAGUAGCUCUGAUUGUCGGUGUGAAUGGCGCGUGUCAUCGUUACGAACUUAGUAAUGUAACGGUCAAUGAUAUCCAGAAACAUUCGGAUCACUUGUCUGUAGUCAUUUUGCCGAGUACAAAAACGAAGAGGUCUUUCGUCAUUAGCCGCAACGAGGAAGUGGCUAUUGUCGAAAAGUAUUUGAGCUUACGCCCCGCGGACAUGGAGACCAAUCGGCUCUUCUUGCAUUGUCUCAACGGAAGGUGCACCAAACAGGUGAUAGGGAAGAACAAAAUCGGUGCGAUGCCAAAACAAAUCGCGAAAUACCUCAAACUGCCGAAUCCGGAGCUCUAUACUGGACAUUGUUUCCGGAAUACAGCGGCUGCUCUUUCCAUACCAGCAUAUCAUCAGCCAAUGGGUGUAGAACGUUGUGGUGUGUGGCCAUGGGUGCAACAAGAUGCGAUCGCAUCGAAAGCUACGUCGUGUCUGCGUGAAACGUCGCCAUUGCUAUCUGAAUCCAAUCGUUGUCAUGAAGUAAUCAUUAAACAAGAGUUGGAUACCGAAAUUAUGUCGAUUAAGGAAGAUAGCGAAGAUGUGCCAGUCACUAAUAUUAAGGUAUACGUACACAAAAUUAAACGAUUCGAUUCGAUUAACUCGCCCACUGAGCCAUGGGUGCAUCAGGAUGCGGUCGCAUCGAAAGCUACGUCGUGUCUGCGUGAAAUGUCGCCAUUGCUAACAGAAUCCAAUCGUUGUCUAAGUCAUGAAGUAAUCAAUAAACAAGAGUUGGAUACCGAAAUUGUGUCGAAUAAGGAAGAUAGCGAAGAAGAUGUGCCACUCAGUAAUAUUAAGGUAUACGAACACAAGAUUAACCGAUUCGAUCCGAUUAACUCGCCCACUGAGCCAUGGGUGCAACAAGAUGCGGUCGCAUCGAAAUCUGCGUCGUGUCUGCGUGAAAUGUCGCCAUUGCUAACUGAAUCCAACCGUUGUCUAAAUCAUGAAGUAAUCAUUAAACAAGAGCUGGAUACCGAAAUUGUGUCGAUUAAGGAAGAUAGUGAAGAUGUGCCAGUCUAAUAUUACUAAUAUUAAGGUAUACGUACACAAGAUUUGAAAAACGCUGCAAUGUAUUUAUUAUUUAAUAAAAAAUACCUCCAUACCUUUUAAAUCUACAAACAUUUAUAAAACAGAGUUGCUUCCGCAGUCUGUACGCUCGGAUCUUUAGAAUUACGCAACGGAUUUUAAUGCAGUUUUCAGCAAUUGAUAGAGCGAGCGCAAGAGAAAAGUUUAUGUCAAUCCGUCAAGAAAGUCAAUGUGUUUAAACUUUCCUCCUUAUUGAACACAGACGCCCUGCUCACCGCAUAUCACAGCUUAGCUGCGUCAAUUCUGAGAUAGGGUAUUAUCUUCUGGGGGAAUUCUACUGACAAAGAGAUAGCAUUUAAAAUGCAAAAAAGAUGUUUAUGAGCAAUGUUUGGUUUAAAAGCUAUGGACAGUUGUAAACCUUAUUUCUUAAAAUAUAAAAAAUGGCAGGUGUACUGGAUCGCAACAGACGUGAUAACAGUAGACUUUGCAUGCCCAACUCCAGAACAGCUCUCAUGGGAAAUAAUGUAUUCUGUAUGGCUCCUCGAAUAUAUAAUAAACUCCCAACAUCUUUGAAAGAUUUAAAUUAUAAUCUGAUUAAACAGAAAAUCAGGAAAUUAUUAAUUGAUAAAUGUUAUUAUAAUGUAUCACAAUUUGUAAUUGACAAAUUGUGAUUUUAUUUUAUUUUUAUUCUAUUAUGUUUAUAGUUAUGGCAAAUUUAUUGACAUUUAAUUAUUGAAUUGACAGUAUUGACAUUUUGAUUUUUGUAAUUUGAAUCUUAGAAUAAUAAUUAUGAAUAUAAAUAAUAAUUAAUUUGUAUGCCGAUAUUGGCACAACAUGUUAUGUACUAAGCUUAUUAUCACUGAACGUCUUUCUUACACAUGUUGUUACAAAUAAAAUUUCUUACUUUCUAGAAUUUGCCAGUUAAGUACAUACUUCUUUACUGUCCGAUAUACAUAUAAACUUGGCUACUUUAUUUACCAGAUACGUUAUUGGUACAUCUAUACUUGAAUAUUAAAAAGUAGCUUACUAUUAAUAUUACAUUAAACAAUUGAUUACAUAACCGGC
Molecule: messenger RNA, 6560 nt
Organism: Chilo suppressalis (striped riceborer)
Lineage: Eukaryota; Metazoa; Arthropoda; Insecta; Lepidoptera; Crambidae
Source: the annotation of a GenBank genome assembly